GUGCGAGAAAAGAUUGUCCAAAAUGGAAAAUGAAAUGGACUGCUGCUGAUAAGUGGUAGUGUACAGUAUAUUCUUGGUUUAAGCAGAUUUUCCUAUUAACAAUCGCUAUAAAAUAAUCUAUCUUAAGUAACGUGUUUCAAUAAAAAGUUUAAAUAAGAAAAUGAUUGUUAAUUUUUGCCAUUGUGUCUCUAAUGUGCCCUUUUCCUUAUUAUGAAAAUGUGUCAGCGUUCAUCAACAAAUGGUGUAAAACGCGAGUGCUUAGUAGUCAUGUAAAUGAGGUUAGAACUGUUGAUGAUAACUGAAAGUGGACUACUGGAUUUAGAUUAGUGUUUGUGCAGUGAUUUAGUGUUUUAGUCUGGCGAAGGUGUUAAUUCAGACUCAAAAUGGCGGAUCUCGAAGCUGUACUGGCGGACGUCAGCUAUUUGAUGGCAAUGGAAAAGUCUAAAUGUACCCCAGCAGCCAGAGCAAGUAAAAAGAUUGUUCUACCUGACCCAAGUGUACGGAGUGUUAUGCACAAAUAUAUGGAAAAGAAAAAUGAAGUUAAUUUUGACAAAAUAUUCAAUCAAGUCUUAGGUUAUUUAUUAUUUAAGGAAUUCUGUGAACAAACGUCAGAAGAACCAGUGCCACAAUUAAAGUUUUACGAGGAGAUCAAAUUAUAUGAAAAGCAAGAAUGCGUGGAGGAGAGGCGGCGGAUCGCAAGAGACAUUUACGAUAAUUUUAUUAUGAAAGAACUCCUUGCUCAUUCCCACGAUUAUUCUAAAGAGUGCGUAGCGCAUGUACAGAAAUAUCUAUUGAAACACGAAGUACCACCGAACCUAUUCGAGCCAUACAUUGAAGAGAUAUUUCAACAUUUACGAGGAGAACCAUUCAAAAGUUUUCUAGAAAGCGACAAAUACACGAGGUUUUGCCAAUGGAAGAAUUUAGAGCUGAACAUUCAACUAACGAUGAACGAUUUCAGCGUACAUCGCAUCAUCGGACGAGGAGGCUUCGGCGAAGUGUACGGAUGCAGGAAAGCCGACACAGGAAAAAUGUACGCAAUGAAAUGUCUCGACAAGAAACGUAUAAAGAUGAAGCAAGGUGAAACCCUCGCGCUCAACGAGCGAAUUAUGCUCUCUCUAGUCAGUACCGGGGUGGACUGCCCAUUCAUAGUCUGUAUGACGUAUGCCUUCCACACACCCGACAAGCUUUGUUUCAUAUUGGAUCUCAUGAAUGGCGGAGAUCUUCAUUACCAUCUGUCGCAGCACGGCGUCUUCAAUGAGGCUGAAAUGAAGUUUUACGCCGCAGAAGUUAUAUUAGGACUGGAGCAUAUGCACAAACGUCACAUCGUGUACAGAGAUUUGAAGCCUGCGAACAUCUUACUGGAUGAGCACGGUCACGUCAGAAUAUCGGACUUGGGUCUCGCCUGUGAUUUCUCCAAGAAGAAGCCUCACGCUAGUGUCGGAACCCACGGCUACAUGGCGCCCGAAGUGCUGUCCAAGGGCACGGGCUACGACUCGUCGGCAGACUGGUUCAGCUUCGGCUGCAUGCUCUACAAGCUGCUCAAGGGCCACUCGCCCUUCCGCCAGCACAAGACCAAGGACAAACACGAGAUCGAUCGGAUGACCCUGACCAUGAAAUAUAAUGUUCACCAGAACGUGGAACUGCCGGAGUCCUUCAGUCCGAGUCUGAAGAGUCUGCUCGAAGGUCUGCUGCAGAGGGACAUCAACAAGAGACUCGGCUGCAAGGGCAAGGGGGCGGAAGAAGUGAAAGAGCACGUGUUCUUCGCCGGAAUCGACUGGCAACAAGUGUACCACCAGAAAUACACUCCGCCCCUCAUCCCGCCCAGGGGCGAGGUCAACGCCGCCGACGCCUUCGACAUCGGCAGCUUCGACGAGGAGGACACCAAGGGAAUCAAGCUCACCGAAUCGGACCAAGCGCAGUACAAGGACUUCCCCCUGGUCAUAUCCGAACGCUGGCAGAGCGAAGUGGCCGAGACGGUGUUCGAAACCGUCAACCAGGAGGCUGAUAAAAUGGAGAUGAAGAAGAAAUCCAAGCAGAAGCAGAAGUUCGACGCCGACGAGAAAGAAUCCGACUGCAUACUCCACGGCUACAUCAAGAAGUUGGGCGGCCCCUUCGCCAGCGCCUGGCAGACGCGCUACGCCAAGCUGUACCCCAAUCGCCUCGAGUUGCACCUGGAAAACAGCGCUAAGCCGGAAAUGAUCCUGCUGGACAUAGUCGAGGAGGUCUCCUCCGACCUGGUCUCCGUGAAGGGAGAACAGUGCAUCGUGCUCAGGACCAGAAACGACACGAAGGUCGUGCUCACCAACACGGACGAAAUAGGUCUGAAGGAAUGGGCGACUUCGCUUCGCUCCGCCCACAAGUGCUCCCAGGAGCUGCUCGCCUCGAUGGCGAAGAAGGCCGGCAAGAUAUACGGCACGGACGGGGCGAAAGAGUUGGCCUCGGCGCGACCCCCGCCGGUGGCUUCGCCGGCCCUCCCCAGAGCCCCCAACGGGAACAACUAGCACGAGCUUCCCGCGCCCAACAAGGGCGCGAAGAUGUUCCGCCGCUCCAAGAGCGCCGCCCAACUCAUCAAGUGAACCGACCCUCGGCUCGUCUCGGGGCAGUCGAGCGUCCGCCGAAAGUGCCGAGUGAGAGUUGGACUGCCAUUUGUGCAGAGCGAAUGCGGAUGCGCAUCGUGUGAUAGAACCGUGUGAAGAUAUUUCGAUUUGCACGGACUCCAAACUCUGUAAUUACUAUGACCUUCUGGAUGUCGUAUUAACUAUGUGGUAGGUAUAUUGUAAAGUUAUUAUUAACGAUUAACUAUUAACGGUUAACGGUUAACGCGACGUUAAUCGGACGUAGCGUUUACGUGUGUUUCGUGCAAUAGAUCGAUUCUAUUAAUUAUGAACGAUUAGAGUUACGGCGAACGGGACGUUACGAUCGCUUCGUAUGAAAUAUUGAAUAUUGAAUAUUAUAUUUGGAUUAGGACCGAGCACCGACUUCCGCCGACCUUAGCACGUAGAGUAUCCCGAUAGAGCUAAAUCACUCAAUUAAUUUUAUAUCGAACGGCUCUCUCGCGCGACUGAAGUUCCUUCUGAAGAAAUACAGCAUUCGUGUACUAUUUAUUGAUUUGUACUUAAAAUUUCCAUUUCGUGUCGAUACUUGCUACGUGUUUACGUUUCGUUGUUAUUUAUUUUCAUAGAUUUGACGUAAGUAGAUGUAACUUUUUCUAUUCGUACAGAUAGGGGCAAUAAUCUUCUUACGACGUAGGCGUGUUUAGACUUCUUCGAGCCUUUUCCUUUGAGUGACCGAAAGAUCGCAUCGCGAGGAACAGCUCCGACUGAGGGCAGACUGAUGCAGAUUUAGUUCGUCACUAUCUCUCGAUAUCGAUUUGUAUAUAAUUAGUAUUUAAUCGUUGCCACUUGCACUUUUAUAUGUUUAUAAACGAUGCGAGUAUUUCUCCUAUUUGUAUUUGUGACGAGAAAUGUGCUUACGGCUACUCAACGUAGGUUUUCUGCUUCGGGUGACUCCAGUGGGCCAAUCUUAUGACCUUGACGAAGUGGUCUUAGUGGUAAAUAAUACUCGAAUGGAACUUCUAGUGGCUAAUGUUGAAAGGUUCGUCUAUAGAUGGCGGUAGCUUAUAAAUACCUUUUUUACUAAAAUCCUGCCUUUCUUAAUUGUAACGUAUUGCGUAUAUUUCAAAGUUGAACCGAUUUAAAAAUAACAGUUUUAUUUGUUGUACCUGUUGUUAUGUUCUAGUGUUUCUAUAUUUUGUAAAUUUUCAAAUUUGUUAUUAGAAUGUUAAUGAAGUAACUGAAUAGAAUAGAAUUAGAUUCUAGUCAAUUAAAUUUACGAUACUGAUCCUGUUGAAUUAGGGUGGAAUUAAAGUAUAGCGGUGAAUGUGUAAGCAGUAUUAUAGGUUAGUUGAAUUGUCAGCCCCUUGUGAUAAUUUUUCAUAUUCUAUGGACAUUUAUAUGUCGUUUGCGUACAGUUUGCUAAUAAAAUUUAAUUUGAAUCGACUUUUUUUAUAAUGUAAAUACUGCAAUUCUUUACAUUCCUAGAUCACAAAUGUGUAUGAACAAUAGAGAUGAAUUUACUUUAGUGUUUCCUUUGCGCUCGGCCAUUGGCUUCAGUCGGGGCAAAGGGCUAAAUCUGCAUCAGACGUUGAGUCGUCGUAGAUACCUCUGUUAGAUAUUUUUAUUGUGAACCUACAUUACAUGUAGUAAAUUGUUUAUUUAAUCA
This is a messenger RNA of Pieris rapae (cabbage white), 4221 nucleotides long. RefSeq names its product G protein-coupled receptor kinase 1 (gene Gprk1). NCBI's taxonomy places the organism in Eukaryota, Metazoa, Arthropoda, Insecta, Lepidoptera, Pieridae. The transcript has 16 exons. The record is from RefSeq and is a predicted model, not a curated record. Gene Ontology annotation, molecular function: G protein-coupled receptor binding; ATP binding; G protein-coupled receptor kinase activity. The coding region runs from base 384 to 2501 and encodes 705 amino acids. Gene Ontology annotation, biological process: regulation of signal transduction; protein phosphorylation; G protein-coupled receptor signaling pathway.